Molecule: messenger RNA, 7314 nt
Organism: Centropristis striata (black sea bass)
Lineage: Eukaryota; Metazoa; Chordata; Actinopteri; Perciformes; Serranidae
Gene: lats2
Product: large tumor suppressor kinase 2
Exons: 9
Coding region: 594-4064 (1156 amino acids)
Biological process (GO): regulation of organ growth; positive regulation of apoptotic process; peptidyl-serine phosphorylation
Cellular component (GO): spindle pole; nucleus
Molecular function (GO): protein binding; ATP binding; protein serine/threonine kinase activity
Source: RefSeq, a predicted model, not a curated record
ACGUGACCUGAGGAAUGUUAACAAUGCAGCGAGUGUCCAACUUUGUGCUGCAUUUCUGCUCCUGCCUGCAGUCCGCGGAGAAAAUGGAGGCUCAUUUCAACAUAUUUACCCUCUUUCUCCGUCUCUUCUAAGCUCUACGCUCCUUCCUCCGCGCUCACAAACCGAGAGACGGACUUUUAAAAGUCGUCGUUUGACGGAUUUACCCUCCAAUCUGAGUUAUUCUCGCCGCUUCCAUCACAUGGAGGCGACUGGCAGCAUCAUGGUUUGGCUCCACAGUGCCCUCGUGACCGGCUGCAUUUCCUGGAAUAAGCUGGAACCUGAGCCUUGAAAGCCACACCAUGGAAUGCCUGUAGUACCACACCUCACCUCCAUCCAGCCCGCCAGCAUCUGCAGGAACCAGAGACACAAAGAGAGAGACACAAACAAAUCAGGGACACAGAGGAGGACUCACAAAUCUGUGCCUCCUGCAGACUCUUUACUAUUUAGGUCAGUUAGCUUCGGAGAAAUCUUUUGGAGUGUGUCAGGGAGUGAGUGCCAGUGUGUGUGUGUGUGUUUCCCUUUUAGAGUAGGUGCCUGCCCUGGGCACUAAGGCCAUGAGGCCCAAGACUUUCCCAGCUGCCCCGUAUGUGGGCAACACACGCCAGAGGCUCCAGGAGAUCAAGGAGGGUCUGAAGCAGCCAGCCAAGCUGGUGAGCCAGGCGCUGCACGGGGGCAGCUCGCGGUCAGACGGCGGCCGGGGAGCCGACUGCAAGAGCGGGAAGGACACGGCCAGCAGGCAGCAGCAGCUCCGACCCCCGCAGAAGUUCAACAACUACCAGAAUGCUUUGCGGGAGAUCCGCAAGUCCCUCAUGCCCUUUGCCAACGAGUCGGGCCCAUCGUCCGGGUCCGGACACCCUGCAGGCGCCGGCGAGGUCAACAGGCAGAUGCUGCAGGAGCUGGUCAACGCCGGCUGUGACCAGGAGAUGGCUGUGCGAGCGCUGAAGCAGACAGGAAGUAGGAAUAUCGAAGCGGCCUUGGAGUACAUCAGCAAAAUGGGUUACCUUGACCCUCGCAAUGAGCUCAUCGUCCGUGUCAUCAAGCAGACUUCACCUGGAAAAGCCGGCAUGCCAAACUCGAUGGACCACCGACCUGCUUUAGAGGCUCCAGGUGAGGCGGGCAGCAUGCCUCCGUACCACCAGAUGGGGGCUCCGAUGUAUGAGGGGGGCGGUGGAUACGGCCCUGAAGGCGAGAUGCCCCGACCCUACAUGAGUGCCCCUCCUGUAAUGAACUACAUGAUGCCUGCGGCACAGGGCCCCGCUAUGGGAAACCCAAUGGGUCGACCUCCCAGUAUGGGCAACUAUCCGCCUGUAAUGGCGAACCAGAACAACCCGGCCAACACCAUGUACACUCCGGGGGCGCAGCAGAAGGGCUACCCUGGCAGUAUGGAGCAGCACGGGCCCAUGAUGAGCUACAACGUCCCCGGUCAGCCACUUCAGCUCCAGCCUCAGCCACCAGGGGGCCCCGGACCCCAUUAUGACUACGGCCACACAAGGCCGCACAUGAUGGAGACCGCAGGCUACGGAGUCAAGAGGACCGCCUCCUUCCAGAACAAGAUGGCCCCGCCUCCCAUGGUGCAGCAGGACAACUACGUCAACAUGCAGGGGAAAGGGGCCAUGGGCCAGAACGGUCCUGGCGGGGGAGGGGGAGGGUAUCCGGCAAACCUGUACCUGCCCCCUCAUUCUCACCCACGCCAGGCCAGCCCCACCUCUCACCAGGUCCACAUGAUGUCCCGUUCCCCUGGAGGGGUGGCAGCAAUCGGCCCCGACUUCUCCGACAUGCCGCAGGGCUUGAUGACGCCAUCCAGGGCCAGCCUGAACCUGGACCUGUACGAGCACCACUGGGCGGGGCCUCCUGGUCCUGAAGGUGCCCCACAAGCCAGACAACCGCAGCCCCAGGGUCCAUUCAGGGGGGAGGUGCGUGUCCCCAGCAGAACCAAUUCCUUCAACAGUCGCUCUGCGGGGCCAAACGGCGUCCGGCCUGCGAUGGCUGCACCCCAAACAGGUGGGAAACAGGACCCGAAUUUGGGUCCUCCGAACACCAUCACAGCCGUAACGUCUCCGCCGAUCCAACAGCCGGUGAAGAGCAUCCGCGUGAUGAGACCAGAACCUAAGACGGCGGUGGGACCGUGUCACCCCAGCUGGAUGACGGCUCAGGCUCCUGAAAGCAGCGAACCUCUGGCCUACAUGCCUGAGGAGACCUACUCCCUGGAGCCUGCUCAGGAGCCACGCUGCCCGCCGCCACCGUACCCCAAAAGCCUGCUCAUGUCUGGGGCAGAGGAAGGAGUCAUGUGUGGAGCUCAGGACCUCGGCACCCCCGUGGCCAGGAGCACGCACAGCAGCGGAGGGAGCGGAAAGGGUGAGGAGAGCCAGCAGGUGAAGGAGAAGACGAAGAUGAGCAAAGGAGAGAAAACGGUGAAAGACAAGAAGCAGAUUCAGACAUCGCCUGUUCCAGUGAGGAAGAACGGACGAGAUGAGGAGAAGAGAGAGUCGCGCAUCAAAACCUACUCGCCGUUCGCUUUCAAGUUCUACAUGGAGCAGCACAUUGAGAACGUGAUGAAAACGCACCAGCAGAAACUGAACCGCCGGCUGCAGCUGGAGCAAGAGAUGUCCAAGGCCGGUCUGUCUGAGGCGGAACAGAAGCAGAUGAGGAAGAUGCUGAACCAGAAGGAGUCCAACUACAACAGGCUACGCCGAGCCAAAAUGGACAAGUCCAUGUUCAUCAAAAUCAAGACUCUGGGUAUCGGUGCCUUUGGUGAAGUUUGUCUCACACGUAAAGUGGACACGGGUGCACUUUACGCCAUGAAAACACUGCGCAAGAAAGACGUCCUGAACCGCAACCAGGUGGCUCAUGUGAAGGCAGAGCGUGACAUCCUGGCGGAGGCAGACAAUGAGUGGGUGGUGCGUCUCUACUACUCCUUCCAGGACCGCGACAGCCUCUACUUCGUCAUGGACUACAUCCCUGGAGGAGACAUGAUGAGCCUGCUCAUCCGGAUGGGCGUCUUCCCCGAACCUCUGGCACGCUUCUACGUGGCGGAGCUGACGCUGGCCAUCGAGAGUGUCCACAAGAUGGGUUUCAUCCACCGCGACAUCAAGCCCGACAACAUCCUCAUCGACCUAGACGGACACAUCAAGCUGACAGACUUCGGCCUCUGCACGGGUUUCCGCUGGACGCACAACUCCAAGUACUACCAGAAAGGAAGCCAUGUCAGACAGGACAGCAUGGAGCCCAGUGACUUCUGGGACGACGUGUCCAACUGUCGCUGUGGGGACCGGCUGAUGACGCUGGAGCAGCGCGCCAACCGGCAGCACCAGCGUUGCCUGGCUCACUCCCUGGUGGGAACACCCAACUACAUCGCACCCGAGGUGCUGCUGCGCAAAGGUUACACUCAGCUGUGUGACUGGUGGAGUGUGGGAGUGAUCCUGUUUGAGAUGCUGGUGGGACAGCCACCCUUCCUCGCCCCGACACCCACCGAGACUCAGAUUAAGGUCAUUAACUGGGAGAGCACGCUGCAGGUGCCCGCUCAGGUCAAACUGAGCCCUGAGUCCGUCGACAUCAUUGGUCGUCUCUGCUGCUCUGCUGAAGAUCGUCUGGGUGCCAAUGGUGCAGGCGAGAUCAAAACUCAUCCCUUCUUCACCCCGACAGACUUUUCCAGCAACCUGCGGCAGCAACCGGCCCCGUACCGGCCAAAGAUUGCCCACCCGAUGGACACGUCCAACUUUGACCCCGUGGAGGAGGAGGGCGGUCCCGGGGCGUGGAGCGAUAGCGGGGACAGCACCCGGGCCUUGGACACACUCUGCUCCCCGCACGGGAAGCACCCGGAGCACGCCUUCUACGAGUUCACCUUCCGCAGGUUCUUCGACGACAACGGCUGCCCCUUCCGCUACCCAAAACCGCUUGAGGCAAGCGAGAUGGCGCCCAGCAUGGGCCCGGAAGAGGAGGAGGAACAGGAAGAAGAGGAGGAGGAUGAGGACGAUGAAGAGGAGGAGGGAGAGCAGGGGGAGGGAUGUGAGCCUGUGUACGUGUAGAGCUGCAGGCUUCCUGAGUGGCGUGCGUCUAUUACUGCAUAAUAACGCAGUUUAUGACCCUGCCGCCCACUACUGCUCUUCUUUGUUUGUGUGUGUGUAGAGGUGUGUGUUCUGCACAGGUGUGUGUGUGCAUAUCUGACAUGUGUGACUGAUGCAGAAAGCAGGACUGAUGAACAUUGCCACCUUGUGGAAUCAAUAGUGCGUCCACAAAUACAAAACUCCCCUGAAACGGGACCAAGAAACUGAAUUCUGCACGUGACUGACUGCAGCAAGGGUGAAGAGGUUGAAUAUUUUCAGGAAUGUACGGAUGUCUGGAUCACAGAUCUCUGCUUCUGGUUCGUCCAGCGGUUUCUUGUCCCAUUCCUUCCACCCUUGUGUCUUACGGACGACUGAAAUAACCCUCUGCGGUGAUCUCCUGACACAGGAGCGACUUCCUGUUCUACCUGAGCUGCUUUACACUUGAGUAUCGGACACGGCAAUGUGAAGAGUGGAAACAGUGUACUCGUUGAUCACAGGGGGGACGGGGAGGGGAGGUGGGGGGGGGACCGAAUAACAACACGCCUCUUUCACAGCUGCUGCAAAAUAAGCUACAAAGACACAUUGCAUGCACGUGCACACACUCACAUAUUCAGUACAGCUCAGACGUAAAGGGUUAAGAAAAGGUCUGUGCAGUUAGAUAUAUUCAUAUUGAAUGGCUCAAACUAGAUGGAUGAACAACUUCUCCAGAUUCUCAGAUCAAAUUAACCAAACAAAAUGUUUUUGGUUGCUCCAUCUUUCUUAUAAAGCCACAGCUGCCUCAUUAUGUGUCAACUUUAGUUCAGUGCAGUGCUUUGUCCUUAAAGAUUUUUUGAAUUGGGGUUGUAUGAGGUACUUAUACAUUUACAGUAUGUUAUAUAGUAGGUGGCGGAAGGCACAACCUCAGUUUGGAGAAAUUAGUAGCAGUACAGGUAUGGAUAGUAAGCAUGUACUGCUGUGGACGGGGGCAGCAGCAAAACAUAUUUUAGCCUCCUAAAUAAAAUCUAUUUAAGUUUAAGUGUACGUUAUAUUUAGAAUAUUUUCACCACUUUACCCUGCUGUCAAACAUCUCUUUCCAAUGUGGUAAGUGAGGCCCUUAAAUUCAUGUUUGUUAAAACCACCAGACAUCUUUCACAAAAACAGUAAUUUUACCUCUCAGAACAGAGAAGUUGCUGGUUUACCGCUGCCUCGAACAGUUAGCUUGUUUGUGUUAUUGUGUGACUUUUGUGUUUUAAAGUGCUAGUUUGGAUUCACCAAAGUCGCACAAUAACACAAACAAUUUAACCAGUUGAGGCCGUGGUAGACCUGCAACUCCUGUGUUCUGUGAGGUAAAAUUACUGUAUUUGUCAAUGUAGUCUGGUAGCUUUGAAGUUGCUUCAGUUCUCUCCAUAUAUGCUGAAACAGAGCUGUCUGAUGGCAAGGUAGCUGUGAAAAUGUCCCAAAUAACUGGUUCUCAACUAGGGGCCCAGGGAGAGGGAGGUCCCCAGAGAAUUGUGAAAAGUUUUUUUAACUAUUUAAUUCACCAUAAAGGUCAGACCAAUGUGAGUAAGAGUGACUACUCAGAUCAUAGGUUUCACUUCCUCCAGUUAUCUACUCAUUUGUAGUUGAAAAGUCACUAAUUCUGGUCUUAAUCAUAUAUAACAUUAAACAUCUUUUCACAUGAAGGUCCCUGAAGUAAAUUCGUGUGGCUCUGUGACCUAAUGUAUUUAUUUUUAUUCAGUUUAGCAGUUGAGAACCACUGCUCUUAAUUUUGUGUUGUUAUUUUCUCUGUGGCUAAAAUACAUUUUGCUGUUGCUCUCUUCCACAGCAAGACAUGGCUUAGCUUCCCUGCCAGUUGUCUGUCUGCUUCUCCAAACUGUGGGUGUGCCAACCACCAUCUACUCUAGAUAAUACACUGACUAUGAAUAAAUACCUCCUAAAAACCUCCAAAAAAAUCCAAACUUUUCCUUUAAGAUGAAGCCUUAACCCUUCUUCCCUUAGAGGUUGCUGUUACAGUUAUUCUUCUGUUAAUACAAUCCUUCCUGUUACUGAUCCUUUAUUCCAACAGACCAUUUCAAAGCUCACCUCCAAAUCUUAACCUACACAAAGAGCACGUGUAGAGUUCAGAUGGGGCUUUUAAAAAAACAAGCCCAAUCAAAGACUGAACCACUGAAACGUUUAUUGAGCCUGACAGUGAGUGAAUUUCCGUUCAUAAAUUACUGGUUGAAAUUAUACUUCUUGUUUACUUUGGGGCAGAAAACAAACAGUUUCUGGUGCUUAGUUUUAAGGAAAGAACUGAUAAAAGAAUGAAAUGUUAUUUAAAGACAGAAAUCAGCCACAGAUUGACUGAGAAUCAAAGCUCUCACACACACAUAUAUAAACACACGUUUACCAAGAUGCACAACUUUACAGCUAUUUUGCAAAGAUGAGUUGCAUUGUAACUUAACCAGCCUCCUUUUUUUAACCUCCGGAGGCAGUCAUGAAAACACGAAGCGACAUGUUCUUACAACAGCAAAACAUGUGAUAGUAUGACUAUGUGCAAUACAAAAAAAAUACAUUAUAGUUUUCUAAACACUUAAUAUCCUUUUUUUUUGAUCGUUUCAGUACUGAAAUGUACAAAUAUAUUGGUUUAUAUAUAUAUAUUUUCUCUUUCAGUUACAACAUGCUGCUUAUUAUUGUGGUUAAUAUUAUUUACAUUAUUAUUAUAAUUGUUAUUACAUGUGUUUUUUUCUUUUGUUGUGGCUUAAAGAAGUGUUGCCAGGUGUGCUUGGGUUCUGAAAGUAAUGAGCCGCGUGCCUUUCUAGAUGAAUGUUGUGGAGUGUGUGUCACCGCUCGAUGACGACCGUGAUGAUGAUGAUGAUGAUGACGAUGAUCAGUGUUUGCAGAACAUCGAUGGCGGACUCUUCGCCCUCUUGCAGCCGGGCGGGUCCUGACUGCAGGAGAGGAGGGUCCGGAAAGAUAAAGAGGAGAUAAAAGUUAGAGGAAGAGGAGGAGUGAGGCAGGUUGGCUUCAGGAAAUGUAAAAUGAAUAGCUUUCUGUUUUUACAAAACCGCAAACUUCAACAAAGAGUUAAUGUUUGGUACAUUUUCUUUAUUUAUCCAAAAUGACCACAAGUUUGAGUGUUUGUUUAACUUUUAUUACAGAUCUGUGCCAUGUUCUGUAUCAACACUAUCAUCCAGUACUUUUCUUGCUUUUUGACAAUCAGUAACUGCGCUCUGUGUGUGUGUGUGUGUGUGUGUGUGUGUGUGUGUGUGUG